Molecule: messenger RNA, 2102 nt
Organism: Alternaria rosae
Lineage: Eukaryota; Fungi; Ascomycota; Dothideomycetes; Pleosporales; Pleosporaceae
Exons: 2
Coding region: 177-2000 (607 amino acids)
Source: RefSeq, a predicted model, not a curated record
GGUGUCUUGGUAAAUUCACUCGAGCGGCUGCGAAUUGAUAUAACUAAGUAGUCUGCUGCCUAAACUGAAUCGUCAGUGCUCAGUCUCCUCCAGCGCCAUGUCUAUCACCAUAUCCACCUACUGCAUUGUUCUCGCUCAACGAGUCGCUACUCUCAACCCAAGAUUGAAAAUCCAAUAUGCCGAAGUGUAUACAUUACGAGGUAGAAGAAGCUGUUUCUUCCGAGUACAUGCUCCUCAUCGCAAAAGCCACAGACAUCGAUGUGUGCGUGGACCAAUCCGACGACCACUCACUUCUCGAGGGUAUCGCAGACCUCAUCGAGUACGAGACCGGUUCCAUGUCCCACACCACAGCAGACGACGAGCUGGAUGACUCGCUCACACAAGCUGUGGAGAGCUCCAAUUUCUCUGUGCUCCCAUUGUACGAAGACUUCACCACAGCUUUCCACGAUCUAUCUUCUGCAGGUUUUUGGUGUCUUCGUUACGAACCAUUCCUCCGCAGAGCAUCGGCAGAUAGGGAGUUCGCCAAGAUAGCGAAGGCAAGCAUAAGAUACCUGAAAGACAACCACGAGUGUAGUUUUGAGCCAUUCGUCCCGUAUUACCAGCAAUAUAUGCCAGAUGCUCUAGAGCUAGUCUACGGGCACAUGGGGUAUAGUUCGCUCAGCGACGCUGUAUUCAUUCACAUGGCGACCUGGUACGAUCCGUUCUAUAGUCCAUGGUGCUGUAUCCAUCUAUGGCAGCACUGCCGGUGCGAGCUCCUUCGUGACGACCAGCGCUCCUUCGAGAUACUUUUUUCGCGUGACGUUCCGACCGCGUUGUCGUACAUGCACCAAAAUACGGACGGCCUAGUACCUAUCGACCGAUUAGCGUUUCAGGAUCUCGUAGAUAUGACACAGGAGUACUUGGCUUUCACCUACGACUACGACAUCUGGCCGGACGAAAAAGUAGCGGCUUUUCGAGAGUUUUCGGGUCCUGUCAUCGAUUGGCUCUACUAUGAGAACGGCAUCGAACCGAUUGAGUGCGCAGCCUUCAACGACAUGGCCGCGGCCGUGACAGGCUAUAUACCAUAUGAGCCACCACAUUACUUCCCUCGCUUCUUACAGUUACCGGCUGAACUUCGAAAGAUUUUUUAUCACCACUAUCUUCUCGCAAAUGGACCUACACUGCUGUGCCGACAUGAUCGUCGCCCCCAUGGGUGGGAUGAUUGGCAUGACUACCAGGCUUGUUGUCGGUGGGACUAUCCAUCCUCUCUGACGCUUUGUAACAAGAGCAAGAGGACUUUGUUCCUUCCAUACAUGCAACGUUCCAGCUAUCUCUUAAGUUCACUCCCUGCUCUAGCUUUCAUAUGCGGACAGUUGAAGGGCGAGGUCGUUGUCUACAUGCUACAAUGCACGCAGCGGAUCGUUCUCAACCUUGAGAAGGGUGAAAGAAACUACGACGGUGGCGCGUGGUUCUACGACGCGUUGACUGCGAUCCCUCAUGGUGAUGGAUUGCGGGCGGUAAAGAACCUAGUCUUCCGUAUUGAAAAUGUGUCUCAGUCGUCAUCCGUUCCAAGAAGCCCAAUGGUCGAGCUUGCAGUGGCUUGUACUUCUCUCCGAGAGAUCCAGCUGAUCGUAUCUAUCCAGGAGCUACUUAGCAUUAACUGUCAAACCGGUGUGCCCACCCUACGGUCUGUAGAUGAGCUGCUCGAUAGGCUUGCAGUACGGCCUCUGCUCAAUUGUGAGCUCCUGUGCCAGAUUUGCAUCAGUAUGGCGCAUCAAAGUUUUGGAUUAGAGCCUGGUUCAAAUGACUGGGACGUCCUUGACGGUGUGGGGAAGUGGUUGAUAAAGGGCUUCCUGGUUCAGCAAGAGCGGCGCGUUCAGGUGACUGUAUGCGAUCGCAACAUUAGCUGGUGUACACCAGGAGAGGUUGUAACGCUAGAUGAGGCAGACGAGAAAGAGGUAGACGAGUGGCUCAGGGUGAAGAAAGUGAAGAGUCUUCUCGAGCAGGCAGAAGGACGAUGAGAGCUUGCCAUUUUGCCGUCCUUCUUAUAUGAGAAAGGGUAAGAAGGCAUUGCUGAGAGCAACCUUAGAAGUCACAGCGGACUGGCCUGAAUACCUACAACA